Mya arenaria is the source of this 540-nucleotide messenger RNA. RefSeq lists its product as uncharacterized. Bases 1 to 540 code for a protein of 179 amino acids. The transcript has a single exon. The record is from RefSeq and is a predicted model, not a curated record. NCBI's taxonomy places the organism in Eukaryota, Metazoa, Mollusca, Bivalvia, Myida, Myidae.
AUGCGCCCACAUCAGACACUACGUAACAUCUUAGUGCACCCCAAGGACAAACAGGAAACAACAGAGAAAGCAGAAGUAAUUUACAAAAUACCUUGUAAAAAUUGUGAUAAAGUCUACGUGGGAGAAUCGGGGCGAAAAUUUGGAAUAAGACUGAAUAAACACAAAAAAGAUUGUGAAACAAACUCAAAUAAGGCAUUUACUAGAUCAACUAGAAAACAAUCAGAAUCGACAAUAGAAAAAAGUGCAAUCACAGAUCACCAGAACAUAAAUAAUCAUGAAAUAGACUGGGAGGGGGCACGCGUAAUAGAGAGAGAAUCAUACUGGAGAGUGCGAAAAACGAAGGAGGCUAUCUGCAUCAAAACUGAGGGGGCAGUUAUGAACCGGGACGAGGGGGCCUUCCUUUCUGGGAUUUACAACCCACUUUUCGCCGGAUUACGGAAAUUCGGCGGGAAGUCCCGAGUGUCAGAGCUGCGAGUGAGCGAUAGUCAGGCCAGUUGCUCUGAUGAUGUCCACAGUGUUGGACGAAAAUUUCAGCUUUAA